ACCGCCGCUGCUCCAGUGCCCGGACAGACGCUAGAGAAUCCACCAUGGCCCCCUUGGCAGCCCUGGCCUCCAGCAUGCUGCUGCUGCUGUGGCUGGUAGCCCCCAGCAGAGCCUGCACCUGUGUCCCACCUCACCCGCAGACGGCCUUCUGCAACUCCGACCUUGUCAUCAGGGCCAAGUUUGUGGGGGCUCCAGAAGUCAAUCAUACUACCUUGUACCAGCGUUAUGAAAUCAAGACAACCAAGAUGUUCAAAGGAUUUGACGCCUUGGGGCAUGCCACGGAUAUCCGGUUUGUCUACACCCCCGCCAUGGAAAGUGUCUGCGGGUACUCCCACAAAUCCCAGAACCGCAGCGAGGAGUUUCUCAUCGCUGGACAACUGCGGAACGGGCUCUUGCACAUCACGACUUGCAGUUUCGUGGUUCCCUGGAACAGUCUGAGCUUCUCUCAACGUUCCGGCUUCACCAAGACCUACGCUGCCGGCUGUGACAUGUGCACAGUGUUUGCCUGUGCAUCCAUCCCCUGCCAUCUGGAGAGUGACACUCAUUGCUUGUGGACAGACCAGCUCCUCCUAGGCUCUGACAAGGGCUUCCAGAGCCGCCAUCUCGCCUGCCUGCCACAGGAGCCUGGGCUGUGCGCCUGGCAGUCCCUGCGGCCCCGGAAAGACUGAAGGCUGCUCCUGUUGGAAGCCGAAGCCUACACCAUGUUUGCCUCCCUCCUACCCCCAUCUUUCUUUGUCCCACACAAUGAAAUAAAGAACUACCACCCUGC
Molecule: messenger RNA, 769 nt
Organism: Oryctolagus cuniculus (rabbit)
Lineage: Eukaryota; Metazoa; Chordata; Mammalia; Lagomorpha; Leporidae
Gene: TIMP1
Product: TIMP metallopeptidase inhibitor 1
Biological process (GO): response to hormone; negative regulation of membrane protein ectodomain proteolysis; response to cytokine
Cellular component (GO): extracellular matrix
Molecular function (GO): protease binding; metalloendopeptidase inhibitor activity
Source: RefSeq, marked provisional